Molecule: messenger RNA, 1858 nt
Organism: Coturnix japonica (Japanese quail)
Lineage: Eukaryota; Metazoa; Chordata; Aves; Galliformes; Phasianidae
Gene: MEMO1
Product: mediator of cell motility 1
Source: RefSeq, a predicted model, not a curated record
CACCGCCGGCAGCGCCGCCUCCGCCCGCCGGGCCCGGGCCGCGCCGGGGGAGGAGGGGGAGCAGCGCCGCCGCCGCGGCCGGGCCCGUCCCCCGCCGGCUCCCCCGAACACCAUAGGCGGCUCCGGCACCAAGAUGUCCAACCGGGUGCUCUGCCGGGAGGCCAGCCACGCCGGCAGCUGGUACACUGCCUCAGGACCCCAGCUGAAUGCACAACUAGAAGGCUGGCUUUCUCAAGUACAGUCCACAAAGAGACCUGCUAGAGCCAUUAUUGCACCCCAUGCAGGAUAUACCUAUUGUGGAUCUUGUGCAGCCCAUGCUUACAAGCAAGUAGAUCCAAAUAUUACCCGAAAAAUUUUCAUUCUUGGGCCUUCCCAUCACGUGCCCCUUUCCCGAUGUGCACUUUCCAGUGUGGACAUUUAUAGAACACCUCUGUAUGAUCUCCGAAUUGACCAAAAGAUUUAUGGAGAACUGUGGAAGACCGGAAUGUUUGAGCGUAUGUCUUUACAGACAGAUGAAGAUGAACACAGUAUUGAAAUGCAUUUGCCUUAUACUGCUAAAGCCAUGGAAAGCCAUAAGGAUGAGUUUACUAUUAUUCCUGUGUUGGUCGGAGCACUGAGUGAGGCAAAAGAGCAGGAAUUUGGAAAACUCUUCAGUAAAUACCUAGCUGAUCCUAGUAACCUCUUUGUGGUUUCUUCUGACUUUUGCCAUUGGGGUCAGAGGUUCCGUUACAGUUACUAUGAUGAAUCCCAAGGAGAAAUUUAUAGAUCCAUUGAGCACCUAGAUAAAAUGGGUAUGAACAUUAUAGAGCAGCUAGAUCCUGUAUCUUUUAGCAAUUACUUGAAGAAAUACCACAAUACAAUAUGUGGAAGACAUCCUAUUGGCGUAUUAUUAAACGCUAUCAAUGAGCUCCAGAAGAAUGGAAUGAAUAUGAGCUUUUCCUUUUUGAAUUACGCUCAGUCAAGCCAGUGUCGAAACUGGCAAGACAGCUCAGUGAGUUACGCAGCUGGAGCACUUAUGGUUCACUGAACUGCUGAAUGCUCAGGGAUGGCACCUGCACACACUCUGUAUACGGGGUCCCAGCCUAGCCCUUACAAAGAUACAGUCCCUGGUCUUUGGGUAUACUGAAACCUCAAACUAAUAGAACUUUCUUCUUUUCUAGUAGGUGUAGUCCUUCCUUAGUUUCAACUCAUUUAAAAAUGCUUUCUUGUUUAGGACAAUGGAAGGAAGAGUGGUAUCAAAACAUUUUGUGAUAUUUAGGAAAGAUAAUAGCUGUGAAGGUGUGGGUGGCAGGCAGUCCUUACAAAUGCGACAUGUAAAGCAUUUACCAUAUCCUAAAUUUGCACUCUUUGCAGACCUGUGCACAUGUACUCAGCUUUCAGAAUAGUUUUGCAAGUUGUUAAUGGAAAAAAGGAGUGGAAGCUUUUUAUUAAAAGGAAAAAAAUGGAAAACAACGCAUUUAUAAAUGAUCCUGUAUUAGAAUAUAAUAAAACUCCAGUAUAGUCAGUUACUACCCGUGAUGUACAACAGAUAUCUUCUAUUUUAGUUGCUAAUAAAGGGCUACACAAACCAAAAUAGUCUGAUUUAAACUUAUUGCUUUGUGUUCUGUAUGUGGCUGCUUGUCAUUAACAUCCUUUAUCCUCAGUUCUUUGCUUGAAAUUCAGCCAUUCUGUAAAAUGCUUUAGAGUGUAUUUUAUAUUCAACAUUUGUUAUGCCUGUUUCAUUUACAAUUUUAUUUUUAAUCUUAAACCUGCACUUAGUUCAGCUGUGCAAAAGGAUUUUUAACAACCUGUGUAUUUUGUUUCACAGAACUAUAGAGUAUCUUUUAAUAUGUGAUAUAAAUUUCUGCCAGAAAUGCUC